AUAAUUGUUAUAAAUUUUUUAAGCUGGUCAUUGUUUGUUAUAGCUAUUUGUUGUGUUCAGUUGCAGCAAUCAAGCCACAUUGCACCAGUGAUGGGCACAAUGGAUGUUCCUGUCCUUAAUGAUAUUGAAGGUGAAUAUGGCUUUACCGUCACUGUGAAAGACAAGGAACGCACUAUGAAGAGUCCAAUGUGGUCGAUGAGCAGGAUCACCAACAAAUUAUAUACAAAUAUCAACAAUGCUGUGCCAUUUGAAAUUCACCUUAAGAAACCUAUCAAGAACCAAAUGUUCUCCAUUCGGGCUGUGCCAGUAUUUUCUAGUUCACAAUUUUUGCACCAUAAUGUCAAUCGCUGCCCCAACCAUGCUGCACCAACAGACUCGACCAAUCAUGAUUUUCCAUACCCUGAGCAUGUAGUAAGGGCUGACCACCUGAGGCUCGUUAAUUAAGAGUGCCUCGGGACCUUGUCCGUUGUAGUCCCAUUUGGUCCCUUGCAGGAUGGCUCCCACUACACUCCCAUUCUUCUGCGAUUUAUGUCGGGGUCCUGUGUAGGAGGUAUUAAUCGAAGACCCAUUGUCAUCAUUCUUACCCUUGAGAACAAGGGAGGUGAAAAAUGUGGAAGGAAGGUCAUCGAUGUAAAAGUGUGUGCUUGUCCUACUCAAGAUUUGAAAACUGACGAGCAAGCUAUAUUGUACAAAGGUGGUAAACGGAAAGCCUCAGUCUUGCAACAGGAAAAAGUACCACUUGUGACCAUGAAGAAACCUAGGGCAGUCGACCCCAAAACUGAGCCACAAGAAGAAGAUAAGAUGUUUUCAAUUCCUGUACGUGGCCGGAAACUGUACAACUUCCUCAUGGAUAUGAAGGCUGUAUACUACCUCAACCAUCCAGAAUAUGCUGCAAAAUACCAUGAUGACGAUAUUAGGAGUUCAACAAUAGAGAUGCGUGGAGAAAAACAGAAGGAAAUAUGCGAUGACAACUGCAACAUAGAGGAGGUUGAGAUGAACCCCUGGGACUCUGAUGGGUAUUCUCCGCACUGCCUUGUAUAUGAUGAUACUCACAGUGAUUCAUUUAAUUUGUCAAGUAAAGGUUCUUCAGAUCAUUUACAAUCACAUGCUUCAGACACUCCCACCGUGAAAGCGAGAGUUGUGGACACUGAGAGAAAUGGUAGAGAGCCUAAUGGUUCAGUCAGCAUUCAGAAUAACGAAAUACAUGCUUGGCCCCAGGUAACAGAAGAUGCAGGCAAUUCACACUUUUCUUCAGUAGCAUUUGUCUCUUCAUUAUCAUCUGCAUCAGCCGAACUUCAUAGCCAGUCCUCGAGUAAAUUCAACAUUGCUACUUUACCCAAAGUGAAUUUAUAUAAGCAUGUGCCAGUAAUGCAAGUAUCACCAUACACUCCCAGAGAGCCAGCUGUUAGGAAAUAUACUUCAGAAUUUAAAAUGGGAAAUAUUAAAGCAUCUCCUCCUCUUUCCAAAAGUUUUUCAAUGACACAAAAACAAUUCGAAGAAACUGUAGAGUUAAGUAGUUUGAGGUUAUGGGCAGACUCCACCUUAAUUCAGAAGCUUCAGUCACUGCGCUAGAGAGCAGAAACAUUGACUAGUAAUGUCUCACCACUUGAGACACCAGAAACAUCGACUAGUAAUGUCUCACUGCACAAGAGACAGAAGCAUUGACUAGUGAUACAGAAGAUGCAGGCAAUUCACACUUUUCUUCAGUAGCAUUUGUCUCUUCAUUAUCAUCUGCAUCAGCCGAACUUCAUAGCCAGUCCUCGAGUAAAUUCAACAUUGCUACUUUACCCAAAGUGAAUUUAUAUAAGCAUGUGCCAGUAGUGCAAGUAUCAUCAUACAAUCCCAGAGAGCCAGCUGUUAGGAAAUAUACUUCAGAAUUUAAAAUGGGAAAUAUUAAAGCAUCUCCUCCUCUUUCCAAAAGUUUUUCAAUGACACAAAAAACAACUCAAAGAAACUGGAGAGUUAGGUAGUUUGAGGUUAUGGUCAGACUCCACCUUAGUUCAGAAGCUUCAGUCACUGCACGAGAGAGCAGAAACAUUGACUAGUAAUGUCUCACCACAUGAGACACCAGAAAUAUCGACUAGUAGUGUCUCACUGCACAAGAGACCAGAAGCAUUGACUAGUGAUACAGAAGAUGCAAGCAAUUCACACUUUUCUUCAGUAGCAUUUGUCUCUUCAUUAUCAUCUGCAUCAGCCGAACUUCAUAGCCAGUCCUCGAGUAAAUUCAACAUUGCUACUUUACCCAAAGUGAAUUUAUCUAAGCAUGUGCCAGUAGUGCAAGUAUCAUCAUACAAUCCCAGAGAGCCAGCUGUUAGGAAAUAUACUUCAGAAUUUAAAAUGGGAAAUAUUAAAGCAUCUCUUCCUCUUUCCAAAAGUUUUUCAAUGACACAAAAACAACUCAAAGAAACUGGAGAGUUAGGUAGUUUGAGGUUAUGGUCAGACUCCACCUUAGUUCAGAAGGUUCAGUCACUGCACGAGAGAGCAGAAACAUUGACUAGUACAAAACAAAUUCUGGUCACAAAAUAGAGCGAAACACCAACGUCAAAGACCUGGGAGUGAUCAUGUCGGAGGAUCUCACCUUCAAGGACCAUAACAUUGUAUCAAUCGCAUCUGCUAGAAAAAUGACAGGAUGGAUAAUGAGAACCUUCAAAACUAGGGAGGCCAAACCCAUGAUGACACUCUUCAGGUCACUUGUUCUAUCUAGGCUGGAAUAUUGCUGCACACUAACAGCACCUUUCAAGGCAGGUGAAAUUGCCGACCUAGAAAAUGUACAGAGAACUUUCACGGCGCGCAUA
Cherax quadricarinatus is the source of this 2795-nucleotide messenger RNA. Lineage: Eukaryota; Metazoa; Arthropoda; Malacostraca; Decapoda; Parastacidae. The record is from RefSeq and is a predicted model, not a curated record.